Notodromas monacha is the source of this 887-nucleotide messenger RNA. The record is from the annotation of a GenBank genome assembly. NCBI's taxonomy places the organism in Eukaryota, Metazoa, Arthropoda, Ostracoda, Podocopida, Cyprididae.
AAUAAAUGAGAUUCCGAAGAGAUCCAUAACAUAAAAAAAUCAAGCUUUUAGGGGGAUUGAUGAGUCGUCCAACAACCGUCAAGUGUUUUUCUCCACAAAAACCCUUUCUUAGUCCUUCUGCCCUACUUUAUUGCAAUUUUAUCAACUUACUGUUACAGCCUUUUUUGGAAAGAAACACGGGGGUUACAAUUUUUUUUCUCUGGAGGAACGGAUGAUAGCGUAGUAUUUUUAUUUUUUGGCGUGAAUUUUCAGGCAUAUUCGGAAAUGUGAGGCCUCAGAAAAUGGAGAGAAAAGUCAGUAAGAGCAAAGAGCAUUCUGGAGAUUCCAGGUCCUUGAGGACCUUCUCUGGAUCAUGCUACAUUGGACCUGAAGGAUUCCAAAUGAAAAUGCCGCCUGAAAAUAGUCCUAUGCUAAUUGACAAAAAGUCGUACAGCACACCAGGCCCUUUCAUUGAAGGGAGAAUUCCUGUCGCGUUGAGAGGCGGUUUGCAAUUUCACGGUCCCGUGCAGAACCUGCGGAGACGCAAAAAAGAGACGAAUGCUGCCAAAAUAUCCGAAUCGUGGAACACAGUUGUCAAGGACCGUUGGAGCAAUUUAGUUCGGGAGGACACCGAGUCUGACACGAAUCUGCUUUCAUGGAUCUCGUCCUUCUCUUCGGACGAUGAUCCGAUUUUCUUUGGCCUCAUUUUCGUUUUGUCUGUGUUGAUGAUUUGCAUGCUUUUUGUGUAUGUUUACCUCAUACUCGAGGUGAUUGAACGGACCAGCAGCACUUCGGAAACGAUUGCCAAGUUCCUCGGGAAUUGAAAACCUUGUAGUCCAGUGUCUUGCCGGAGAAAAAAAUGAAAGAAAAAAAAUCUACCACGAAAUAAAAAAUUUUUGUACUCAACA